This is a messenger RNA of Pseudopipra pipra, 5313 nucleotides long. It is a transcript of the gene MASTL, whose product is annotated as microtubule associated serine/threonine kinase like. Bases 32 to 2752 code for a protein of 906 amino acids. The transcript is spliced from 13 exons. Gene Ontology annotation, molecular function: ATP binding; protein serine/threonine kinase activity. NCBI's taxonomy places the organism in Eukaryota, Metazoa, Chordata, Aves, Passeriformes, Pipridae. The record is from RefSeq and is a predicted model, not a curated record. Gene Ontology annotation, biological process: peptidyl-serine phosphorylation; intracellular signal transduction.
AAUCGCGGCGGGCUUGGGGCCGGGGUGCGCUAUGGGGACGGAGCGGCCUGAGGAGCCGGGGGGCGACGCCGCCACCACAGCCGCCGGCCCGAGGCGCGUCGAGGUCCCCCGGCCCCCAUCCAUCGAGGAGUUCACCAUCGUGAAGCCCAUCAGCCGCGGCGCCUUCGGGAAGGUGUACCUGGGCCGCAAGGCGGGCCGGCUCUAUGCCGUGAAGGUGAUGAAAAAAGCAGACAUGAUCAACAAAAACAUGGUUCACCAGGUCCAGGCAGAGAGGGAUGCACUGGCUCUCAGUAAAAGUCCUUUCAUUGUGCACUUAUACUACUCACUUCAGUCAGCUAAUAACAUCUACUUAGUGAUGGAGUACCUUAUCGGUGGAGAUGUCAAAUCUCUUCUCCAUAUUUAUGGAUAUUUUGAUGAAGAAAUGGCUGUUAAGUAUAUUUCUGAAGCAGCAUUGGCCCUUGACUAUCUUCACAGGCAUGGGAUAAUCCACAGGGAUCUGAAGCCAGACAACAUGCUCAUUUCUAAUCAGGGCCAUAUAAAGUUGACAGACUUUGGGCUUUCCAGAGUUACUCUGAACAGAGAGAUAAAUAUGAUAGAUAUCCUUACUACACCAUCAAUGGCAAAGCCAAAGCAGGACUAUUCGCGUACUCCAGGACAAUUGUUGUCUCUUAUCAGUUCUCUGGGCUUUUAUUCUCCUGUUGGAAUGAAAAUGCCAGCGCACAAUUCAAGUCAAUCAUCUGACAGUUUGCAUGGAGUGGUUUCUCCCUUACCUAUGGUCCAGAAGGAAAAUACCCCUCUUUCAACUAAAUUAUUCAAAACAUAUCUUGAUAAUUCUCAAUUAACACCUGUGAUGCCAGCAAGAAGUUUGACUCCUACUCUGCUUCAGUCAAGAAAGAGGUUUGGUCCUUGCAGUGUUAGUAGUGAGUCACACACACACCUGUCCAGUGUGGAAUCAGAAUGCUGCAGCAGCCCCAGGCAGGAGAAAGAUGUAGAGCACAGUGAAGAUGAACCUAGUUCUGCAACGUGCAAAACAAAUAACAGUGGGUCAGCUCUCCCUUCGAAUGUUGAGUUAACAAAUAGCAAAAGUAUUGAAGUUUUAAAGAAAAAAGAACUUGAGUCUGCUGUUUCUCCCAUUGUCAGAAAUGAUUCUGGCUGUAGGCAGAAGUUGGGAAGUGAACAUUCGAAUAUAACAGAUACAUUUUCUUACUGUGCCUUUCACACCCGGUGUGGUUAUGGGAGUAUUUCUGAAAAGACUUGGGAAGAAAACGUCUGUGUAAAUAAAAGAAAGAUAACUGAUGAAACAGCAGAAACUUCCAAUCCACAACAGUCAUCUUCAAGGCAGAAUGAGCCUUUCAAAGAGGAAGAAAUUUUUGAAAAGCCAGGUGUUAAAAGAGGCUUUGAAUUAGUUGAUACCAGUCCUUGUCAGGAACUUAACUAUGUUAAAAAAAGCAAUGCAGAAUAUAAGCGUGGCUGUCAUAUCUCAGAAUUUUCAGCAAACAAUAGGACAGGUUUGACAACAGAAAUUCAGUCCUUAGUGCUCUGUAAUGAUGGAUGCCCACGUGACACCUGUAAAAGUGAGGAGGAAGUUAAGUGUUCUAUUAGCAACCAGCAAACAGAAAGAUCGCUUACUCCAACUAUAGCCAAGAAUCUUAUGUGUGAUCUGGAUGCAGACUACAGAAAGGAUGAUGAAAAGGAGUACAUGAACUCAAGUUUUUUAGACACUGACGAUGAAAAACCUUUAGGAAUCCUCAGUGCAGAUUCUGAUGUAUUUACCGACGUGUCUGUUACAGAAAGCCAUUUAGAAAAGCAGCUUUUAGAUUUGGACAAAAGUGUUAAAGACCUCUCCUUUGAGGAGCCAAAACCUGAAGGUGCGCUGAUAACAUCACCAAAGUCCCAAGAUGCCUCACGAAGUGGAGAGGAAGCACAUACAGUCCAGGACUGCAAGCUGUUACAUCAUGAGAAGGAUAAUGACCAGAAACAAAGGGAAGGAGCUUACCUUAACACAGUAUCUCCUCCUUCAGAAAAGAUGAUGGAAGCACUGAGUCUCUUAAAAAAAAGUGCUGUUGUUUUUCGAAGUUAUAAUAGUCCAAUUAAUAUGUCCAAUGUAUCUGAGCCGUGUAGCAUGGCUUCUUUAGAUAUAAUGGAUCUUUCACCUGCUUGUAGUGGCUCUUACCCAACGGCUAUCACUCCGUCACAGAAAGGAAGGCCAUAUCAGACCUAUCAGACACCUCGUCAGGGGGAUGCUGGCACACCAUAUCGGACUCCGAAGAGUGUCAGAAGAGGAGCUGCCCCAGUAGAAGGUGAACGCAUCCUAGGGACCCCAGACUACCUGGCACCGGAGCUGCUUUUGACAAAGCCUCAUGGGACUGUGAUCUCUGGUUCUGCUGUAGACUGGUGGGCCCUCGGAGUUUGUCUGUUUGAGUUUCUAACUGGAAUUCCACCUUUUAAUGAUGAAACACCAGCACAGGUUUUCCAAAAUAUUUUGAAAAGAGAUAUUCCCUGGCCUGAGGGUGAAGAAAAGCUGUCUGAUAAUGCCCAAAAUGCAAUAGAUAUUCUUCUAACAAUUGACACUACUAAAAGAGCUGGACUGAAAGAGCUGAAACAUCACCCCCUCUUUCACAGUGUGGACUGGGAUAAUCUGCAGAAUCAAACCAUGCCGUUUAUACCUCAGCCGGAUGAUGAAACUGAUACCUCUUACUUUGAAGCAAGGAAUAAUGCUCAGCACCUGACUGUGUCUGGAUUUAGCUUGUAGCAUCAAGAUAAGUGAACAUUCUCCAUGGUUUUGCACACUUACAGGUUAUCUGGUAACACUAGCUUGGUCUUAACUAAGUUUCCUUGCCAAAUUUAGUGUGUUUUACAUGACCAGUCUUUUUAUUAUAGUCUCCUUUAUUCUGAAGUGAAACUAUUGUAUGUAACUGGUAUCAAGUGCCUUUUGUGGGCUCACUGCACCUUACUAAGAAGCCAGAACAUUGAAUGUCUUGGAGCUGGUAACUCUUGACAAUGAUGGGGCUUUUGCAUAGCAAUGAGUAAUUCUAGUUAGGAGGUGUGAUGUUAUUUCCCAGCUAAACAUAAUAUGGAAAGGACAAAAAUGCAUACUAACUGUAUCUAUUGGCAGUUUGCUGUGAUGACAGGCUGGGUUGGAAGCAUUCCUUUAACUCUGUUAAAUAAAUUCUCUGCUCAAAUUGUUGCAUUGUAACCACUUGGGCUGUACGAAGCUGGACUCAACAUACAUUUUAGCAGUUACUAGUUUUACCUAGAAAACGCCCAGUGUGUGUGUGUGCUCACUGGUGUCAGAUGUCAGCUAACAGGUGAUUUUGGUUUUUAACAAGUGAAGCAGUAUUCAUACUGAAGCUGCUAUAUACUGAAGACUCUUAUGUACUGCAAACUCACAGAUUGUUCUGCAAACUCACAACGAGAGCUUAGAUUUUUACUAGAACGGAAGAUAGAAGUGUAUAUUCAGUAUUAUAAAUCUGAAUUAGAUUAAAGUAUACUUAUCCCUAUCUUUAAAUGCAACACAAAACUUGUAUCUGCUAGGUUUCAGAGGUUUAUUUUUAGAUAAUGCUGUUUAAAUAAUCUUCAGUAUUUUUGUUGCAUAGGUAUCUUUCUCUGCUAACUGAAUGAAGAUUUUAAUUUUUCAGGUUUGUACUUGUUAGAUAAAGAUCACUGGCGCUAAAUAAUGAUGCUAGCCAAGGGCCAUGUGCCAGCUGAGCAUUUUACUACUGAUUUUUGCCAAGUGGCAAAAGUAGUUUCAUGCACUGACCCCUUUUGUAGCAGUAGCAAGUUGUCCUUUCAUUACCCUGCUUCCUGGAAGACAGGAUUUAUUGAUGCAAUUCUGAGCAAACAGUGUCUGCUAGGCUUCCUGCUGUCCCCUCAGGUUGCUGGGAAAGGAAUGGGAAAGGUGAAGAAAAUGGAAGUUUCCUAGAAAAACCUAAAGAGAAGCGAUUGUUAAGAGCUCAAAAUGACCAAUCCCAGCUCUAGGUAUGAUAAUUCGAACAUGUUGUAAAACAUGCAGUGAGUCUCACUCCUUUUGCUAUAUAAACUGGGGUAGGAGGGAUACCUUAGGUUAUGCAAUCACUGGUGUUUUAUUUAUAAAUUUAUUCUUCCAUUUCUAGUAAUCUGAUUUAAGAAAGUGAGUCUUACAAGAAUGGACUAUGAUUACAUGUUGAGUAAAUAAUAUAAACUGAACACCACACCAGCUCUUUAUCUUCAGUGCUUUACAAAUGGUUACACCUGUUCCCAUUUUGCAGUAUAACAUGUUCCCAUCAAGGUGGAAAAACUUGUUGCAGUGGUAUGGUCUUUUAAAGAAAACCUCUAACCCCUUGAAACAGUUCUGAAUCAGUCACAAAGGUCAAGUAAGCUUCUGUAAAAACCUUAUUCUAAAAGAAAAUUGUUAAGUUUUCUACCUGUUGAUUAAUGCAAUACAAAAAACAUAGAUUCUGUAAGAACAGUAAACAGACCAACAGACAAAUCCAAAUAUUUAGUAUAAAGUUACCACUACAGUGGUGUCCAAAGCUUAAAUUCUGCACCAUCAGCACUGAAGAUGUGCAAUACCCCAUUCUCUUCAGUAUCUUGCAUUUAUCUUGGUCAUAGCAAACAUGGAGUUGAGUGUAACAUGUUGAUUGUUGGGGUUUGUGGUGUGGUUUUGUUGGUGGUUGGUGGUUUUUUAGCUUUGUUGUUCAACAUGGAAUUCCUUGUCAACUCUUAACUCUUAGUUUUGCCCCACUUGUUGCAUCACUUGAAAUACUACAGGUAAAAGUGCAAAAAGCUAUAAUGUGGUAGCUGGAAGAGAUUAAAGGUUCAUUCUCAUUAGUAAUUAUUUACAAAUAAUUAAGUAAGCUGGCAAAAGUUUCUGAUCCUUAGAAGCUGUGGAACAUAUCACUUUGCAAGUACUCCAGCUGUUACAUGGUGCUUCCUGAAGGCCUAAACUUGAUGUGCAUGACCUACACAUAAACUGUAGCUUCCAGUUUAUCUUGGGAGACAGUUUACCUGCCAUUAGCACAGGCUUGUCCAUCUAAGAACUACUGCAGAGAUCAGUGUCACACUUUGUUAUACAGAAAUAGCAGUCUUGGACAGUUACUCCUACCCCUUACUUGCUGUGGGGCUCCCCUGUACAGUGCAAUGUUCGGGGGCCAAGAUGCUGAAUGCCCUGUGUUAUUGAGUUAGGAGAUUCCAAUUUCAGCAUGAUCUGGUUUACCUAUGGUUACUCUUGCAAUGAAAUGCAUUCUUUUCCUCUCAAAAAAAUUUACUUUGCACGUUUUGUGUAAAUAUAUUAAAAAAAAUGUUGUAUUAAAUAAAAUAUUGUUGUUCUUUAAA